CGCACAGGGGCAUGAGUGGAGAGCUCACUUUGUGACACAGUUCAACACAUUUCAUCCUCUUGGAAGUGCAGGGUGAUCCCUCGACUCUAUAUGGGCGUACCUCCGUGUUUUUUUUUUCAUCACAGAGGAGCAAGGUGAGGGACGGGGUCAUAACUCCAUAAAUACUUGCUGUGGCACAGACUGUGGAUGGAGCCUGGAGUAGUAGGAGCUGGAGGAACCGUGCGCACUGGACUUUUCUGCAGGCUGAUCCCUCACUUUAGAAGGGUUGACUGGUAAAAGAAAAAACACCCUCUGAAACUUUAUGCCUCUGGCUAACAUGGAGACUCUAUGAUUGCGAACAAGUUGCUUUAUUUUCCUCUCAGAGUUGCGAUGUAGUUCAACCUCACGCCCAAAGUGAGUCCAAAGAUGACAGCGCUUACGCCACUGAACCGCGCCGUGCUCGGACUCGCGUGGAGCUGCCUGAGCUUUCUCUCCAUUGCGCACUGCGGCUUGACUGACAACCAUGUGCACUCCAGCUUUAUUUACAGGCGGUUGCGCAAUCACGAGCGCAGGGAGAUCCAGCGAGAGAUCCUCUCCAUCCUGGGCCUGCCCCACCGUCCGAGGCCCUUCUCUCCCGGGAAGCAGGCGUCCUCCGCGCCGCUCUUCAUGAUCGACCUGUACAACGCCAUGGCCGUGGAGGAGGAGGAGAGCGCGCACCAGCAGCUGCAGCAGCAGGGCGCAGGGAAGAGCGUCAGUGCCAAGGCUCAAGGGCACUCUAGGAGGGGAUACUACAGUCCGCAGCAUGCAGGGUACUCCCGCGUGGCACAGCCCUACCGAGCGGCCCCUCUGUUGGGCCACAGCCCCGCGCUCACCACGGCGCACGACACCAACUUUCUCAAUGACGCAGACAUGGUCAUGAGUUUUGUCAAUUUAGUGGAGAAAGAUAAAGAUUUUUCUCAUCAGCGAAGGCACUACAAGGAGUUCCGUUUCGAUCUGACUCAGAUCCCAGACGGAGAGGCCGUGACGGCCGCAGAGUUUCGGGUCUACAAGGACCGCAGUCACGCCCGCUACGACAAUAUCACUCUGAAGGUUACCAUAUAUCAAGUCAUCAAGGAGUAUCAGAACAAAGAUGCAGAGACGUUUCUGCUCGACUCCAGAAAGGUCCAGGGGUCUGACGGCGGCUGGCUGGUGUUCGACAUCACGGCCACCAGCAACCACUGGGUGAUGAACCCUCAGCAGAACCUCGGCCUGCAGCUCUGUGUGGAGACUGUCGAUGGACGGAGUAUCAACAUAAAAUCUGCUGGAAUCAUUGGGAGAAAUGGGCCGCAGUCCAAGCAGCCAUUCCUGGUUGCUUUCUUUAAGGCCAGUGGGGUGCUGCUUCGCUCUGUCAGAGCUGCAGGCGGGAAAAAGAAGAGCCACAAUCGCAAUAAAUCUACCAAUCAACAAGAAUCAUCUCGGGCACCGAAAGCUGGCGAUUAUAACACCAGCGAGCAGAAGCAAGCCUGUAAGAAGCAUGAACUUUACGUCAGCUUUCGAGAUCUGGGCUGGCAGGAUUGGAUCAUUGCGCCUGAGGGCUACGCUGCUUUUUACUGUGACGGCGAAUGCUCGUUUCCACUCAACGCACACAUGAACGCAACAAAUCACGCAAUCGUGCAAACCCUGGUCCAUUUAAUGUUUCCUGAGAACGUGCCAAAACCGUGUUGUGCCCCGACCAAGCUCAACGCAAUAUCAGUUCUUUACUUUGACGACAGCUCCAACGUCAUCCUCAAGAAAUAUAGAAAUAUGGUCGUUAGGUCUUGUGGUUGCCAUUAGGGGACCAGUGGACUCACUUUAAUUUAUGUAAUCUGGUAUGGGAAUCGCUGGAAAAAACACCCCUGCUGCAGGUGUCAUGUGAUGUACAGUUUAAUGUAUAUAACGUUUUACUACCUAAUUUAUUUUCUUUUUUUUAAAUAGCACUGAAUAUUGUCAUAUUUAAAUGAUUAGGACAAAAUGAUUUUACUUCUACGCCAGUUAUCUCAUAACUCUUGUGUCCGUUGGCAUAUACUCUCUCUUAGUUACGUCUGUAUGAUGCGUGUAUGAGUAAAUUAUUCACUGGAGUCAUUUUAAUACAUUAGGUCAAUUACUCUUCUGCUUGUUUUCCCAUUUAACUGAAUAAAAUGUGCUGUAGAUGCACAUUGAGAUAUCCAGGAUCACACUUAGAGGUCAGUAUAUGAUGGUUUUUUUCUUCGGUGCUAAUGUUUUUGUUUGUUUCGUUAAUGGACCAACAAUUACAAAUGGCGGUUGCAAGCAGAAUAGGUCAUAAAAUGCCGCAUUAGGCCCUGAGUUGUACCCUGCCACUCGCCCACCGCCAGCUUGGGCUCCAGCUCCCCUGCGACCCUCAUAGAAUAAGCAGUAUAGAUGAUGGAUGGAUGGAUGGAAAUGCUGCUAGAAACUCAUUUGAUAAACAAGUUAGACCUCAGGAUUUCUCCUAUAGCUUUAACGUCACAACUUGAAUGGGCUGUUGGAAAUAUUUGAAAUCAAAUUGGAUCAGUGGAAAAAGGAAAACAGUGAGUUUUCACUAACAUAAACCAAACUGCCCAAAGCUAUUCUCAAGCUGUCACCGUCUUUCAGCACUGAUACUGUUUCACCAUUUCCACGUCAGCUUUUUUCUCUCGUUUUGUUCUCAGAAGGGGAUUUUGUCGGCCUGGAAUGAAAAUGCUCUGUGAAUGCUUUACAAUUUAUUGUCAUCUUUUACACAACCGUAAUGUAAAUCUCUUCCUUAAACACUGUUUCUUGUUUCCUCUGCUGGAUCGACGCUGCAGAACGCUCUGCGCUAAUUCUAGUUUUUGUUUGAGGAAGCUAUAUCUCAAUGUAGAGUGAUGUGUAUUUUAAUAAAUAUACCACUUGAAAACA
Paralichthys olivaceus (Japanese flounder) is the source of this 2871-nucleotide messenger RNA. It is a transcript of the gene bmp5, whose product is annotated as bone morphogenetic protein 5. Gene Ontology annotation, molecular function: cytokine activity; growth factor activity. NCBI's taxonomy places the organism in Eukaryota, Metazoa, Chordata, Actinopteri, Pleuronectiformes, Paralichthyidae. The record is from RefSeq and is a predicted model, not a curated record. Gene Ontology annotation, cellular component: extracellular region.